This is a messenger RNA of Acanthochromis polyacanthus (spiny chromis), 8635 nucleotides long. It is a transcript of the gene ptprub, whose product is annotated as protein tyrosine phosphatase receptor type Ub. The coding region runs from base 397 to 4536 and encodes 1379 amino acids. Gene Ontology annotation, biological process: protein dephosphorylation. The record is from RefSeq and is a predicted model, not a curated record. Gene Ontology annotation, molecular function: protein binding; protein tyrosine phosphatase activity. Gene Ontology annotation, cellular component: membrane. NCBI's taxonomy places the organism in Eukaryota, Metazoa, Chordata, Actinopteri, Pomacentridae. The transcript has 31 exons.
GAACUGUUUACCCUGACGUCAGUUUGCAGAACUAGCUCUGCCCUGUCUCCCUCAGUGUCUCCGAAACUCCUCUCAGUCACAUAUUGUGGGGAAUAGAUGGGCUCCGCUCUGCCACUUGCGCGCCCGGAUCUCACGGAGUGAAUGAAAUGCUUCCUUCUGCACAUUUAAAGUGGACUAAAACAUCUACACGAUGAACACCUGCGCCUUUCUGUUGAUUUGUCUGUUCAGAUCUACGCCGAUGGCAUCGAGGGGCCAACAGCUGCCGGCUGCACGUUCGAAGAGGAUUCAGACCCUAAUCUGUGUGACUUCACCCAGGGCGAGGAGGAUGACUUCGACUGGCUGUUGUUUCGGACGUACAAUCCCUCUGCCAGCUCUGACCUUCUGAAGGGGUCCUACAUGUUGGUGAACUCUUCCCAGCAUGCUGUGGGUCACCGCGCUCAGAUGCUCCUGCAGACGUUGAGUGAAAACGACACCCACUGCGUCCAGUUCAGCUACUUCCUGUACAGUCGCGACGGCCACAGCCCCGGGGCUCUACGGGCCUAUGUUCGAGUCAACGGCGGUCCGCUCGGCAGCCCGGUGUGGAACACAUCAGGGUCUCACGGCAAACAGUGGCACCAGGUUGAUCUGGCUGUCAGCACCUUCUGGCCCAAUGAAUACCAGGUGCUGAUUGAGGCGACAGUUUCCAGGGAGCGGCGAGGAUACAUCGCCAUAGAUGACAUCAUGGUGCUCAACUAUCCCUGCUAUAAGGCGCCGCACUUCUCCAGGCUGGGAGAUGAGGAGGUCAAUGCCGGGCAAAAUGCCACUUUCCAGUGUGUUGCUGCUGGAAGGGCAUCAGAGGCUGAGAAGUUCCUGUUGGAGAGACACAAUGGGGACAUUUUAACAAUGGCGUCGGUCAAGCACCUGAGUCAUCGACGCUUCGUGGUGUCAUUCCAGCUAGACAGCGUGCAGCGAGCUGAUCAAGACCUUUAUCGCUGCGUCACACAGUCCCCCAGAGGCUCCGGGGUCUCAAACUUUGCCGAACUCGUUGUCAAAGUACCGCCAUCCCCCAUCGCGCCGCCCCAGCUGCUGCGUGCCGGCUCCACUUACCUGAUCAUCCAGCUCAACACCAACUCUAUCCUGGGAGAUGGCCCCAUUAUCAGGAAGGAGAUUGAGUACCGCGCCAGCCAGUCUCCGUGGUCAGAGGUGCACGGAGUCAACAUGGUCACCUACAAGCUGUGGCACCUGGAUCCGGACACGGAGUACCACAUCAGCGUGCUGCUGACUCGACCUGGAGAGGGAGGAACCGGCCCUCCUGGUCCUCCUCUGGUGAGCAGGACCAAGUGUGCAGAGCCCAUGCGUGCAUUGCGAGGCCUCCUAGCGACAGAUAUCCAGUCCCGGCAGUUGUCCCUGCAGUGGGAGAAUUUGGCGUUCAACCUGACACGCUGCCACACCUACUCAGUGUCCCUGUGCUACCGCUACACCAUGGCGGGAGGAGGCGGAGGCCACAACACCACCGUGCGCGAGUGCCUGGCGGUGGAACACAAUGCCUCACGCUUCACGCUGCGUGAUCUGCCACCCUACCAUGGCAUCCAUGUCCGUCUGUCACUGGCAAACCCAGAGGGGAAGAAGGAGGGCAGAGAGGUCACCUUUCAGACUGAGGAGGACAUACCCGGAGGCAUUGCGCCGGAGUCGCUCACCUUCACCCCGCUGGAUGACAUGAUCUUCCUGAAGUGGGAGGAGCCUAUCGAGCCCAACGGCCUUAUUACACAAUAUGAGAUCAGUUACCAGAGUAUCGAGUCAUCUGAUCCGGGCAUCAACGUCCCAGGACCCAGAAGAACAGUGUCUAAGCUCAAGAAUGAGACGUACCACAUGUUCUCCAACCUCCACCCCGGGACGACUUACCUGAUCUCUGUGCGAGCGAGAACGGCAAAGGGCUUCGGCCAAACCGCCCUCACGGAAAUCACCACUAACAUCUCAGCUCCUACGUUUGAUUACGGAGACAUGCCGUCCCCCCUGAGCGAGACGGAGAGCACAAUUACCGUCCUGCUGCGACCCGCCCAAGGCAGAGGAGCACCUGUGAGCACGUACCAGGUGGUGGUCGAGGAGGAAACUGGCAAGAAAGUGAAGCGGGAGCUGGGGCUUCAGGAGUGUUUCCCUUUGCCCAUGUCUCACGGCGAGGCCCAGGCCCGAGGCACGCCGCAUUACUACACCGCCGAGCUGCCACCCAGCAGCCUGCCAGAGGCCAGUCCCUUCACCGUGGGCGACAAUCACACUUACAACGGCUACUGGAACAGUCCUCUGGACCCCCGCAAGAGCUACCUCGUCUACUUCCAGGCUAUGAGCAACUUCCGAGGGGAAUCCAGAAUAAACUGCAUCCGCAUUGCUCGCAAAGCGGCCUGCAAAGAUCACCGCAAAGCUCUGGAGGUGUCCCAGCACUCUGAGGAGAUGGGGCUGAUUCUCGGCGUGUGCGCUGGAGGUCUGGUAGUGCUCAUCCUCCUGCUGGGCGCCGUCAUCAUCAUCAUUAAGAAAGGAAGGGACUACUACUCUUAUUAUCCGAAACCGGUGAACAUGAACAAGACGCCCAUUACCUACCGACAAGAGAAGAGCCACAUGGGCUCCAUGGAGCGCAGUUUCACAGAUCAGAGCACCCUACAGGAGGAUGAAAGAAUGGCGCUUUCCUUCAUGGAUGCACAUACUUGUGGCACACGAAGUGACGCUCGUAGUUCGGUGAAUGAGGCCAGCAGCCUGCUGGGAGGCUCCCCGAGGCACCAGUGUGGACGGAAAGGCUCGCCCUACCACACCGGACAGCUGCACCCAGCCGUCCGAGUGGCCGACCUCCUGCAGCACAUCAACCAGAUGAAGACCGCCGAGGGCUACGGCUUCAAACAGGAAUACGAGAGCUUCUUUGAUGGCUGGGACUGCACAAAGAAGAAGGACAAAACCAAAGGAAGGCAUGACACCUUGCUGGGAUAUGACCGCCACAGAGUGAAGCUCCACCCUCUCCUGGGAGACCCCAACUCAGACUACAUUAAUGCAAACUACAUCGACAUUCGGAUUAACAGGGAAGGCUACCAUCGAUCCAACCACUUCAUCGCCACUCAGGGACCCAAGCAGGAGACUCUGUAUGAUUUUUGGAGGAUGGUGUGGCAGGAAAAUUGUUUCAGCAUCGUCAUGAUCACUAAGCUGGUAGAGGUUGGCAGGGUGAAAUGCUGUAAAUACUGGCCCGAUGACAGCGAAAUGUACGGUGACAUCAAGAUCACUCUGCUCAAGACAGAGACUCUCGCUGAAUACACAGUUCGCACCUUCGCCUUGGAAAGGAGAGGAUAUUCAACCAAGCACGAGGUGCGUCAGUUCCACUUCACAUCCUGGCCUGAACAUGGGGUGCCCUACCAUGCUACUGGACUGCUGGCUUUUAUACGAAGAGUGAAAGCCUCGACUCCUCCUGACGCUGGCCCUGUGGUGGUCCACUGCAGCGCUGGAGCAGGUCGUACCGGCUGCUACAUCGUGCUGGACGUCAUGUUGGACAUGGCUGAGUGCGAAGGUGUGGUGGACAUCUACAACUGUGUCAAAACGCUCUGCUCUCGACGCAUCAACAUGAUCCAGACAGAGGAGCAGUAUAUCUUCAUCCAUGACGCCAUUCUGGAGGCCUGUCUUUGUGGAGAGACGGCCAUCUUGGUGAACGAGUUUGCGGUCACUUACAAGGAGAUGCUGCGAGUGGACUCCCAGAGUAACUCCUCUCAGCUGCGGGAGGAGUUUCAAACGCUGAACUCCGUGACUCCCCAUCUGGAUGUGGAAGAGUGCAGCAUUGCUCUGCUGCCCAGAAACCGGGAGAAGAACCGCAGCAUGGACGUUCUGCCGCCCGAUCGCGCCCUGGCCUUCCUGGUUACAACCGAAGGGGAGAGCAACAAUUACAUCAACGCCGCUCUCGCCGACAGCUUCCACCGGCAGGCUGCGUUUAUUGUGACCCCUCACCCUCUGCCGGGCACCACGGCCGAUUUUUGGAGGCUGGUGUUCGACUACGGCUGCACGGCAGUGGUCAUGCUCAACCAGCUCAACCAGUCAAACUCUGCCUGGCCAUGUGUUCAGUACUGGCCGGAGCCUGGUUUACAGCAGUAUGGACCCAUGGAAGUGGAGUUCCUGUCCAUGUCAGCAGAUGAAGACGUCAUUACUCGCCUGUUUCGGGUCAAGAAUGUCACAAGGCUCCAAGAGGGCCAGCUGGUGGUGUGUCAGUUCCAGUUCCUGCGCUGGUCUGCGUAUCGCGACGUUCCCGACUCCAAGAAGGCUUUCCUCAACCUGCUGGCUCAAGUGCACAAGUGGCAACGGGAGUGUGGAGAAGGACGCACUGUUGUGCACUGCCUCAAUGGUGGUGGUCGUAGUGGGACCUUCUGUGCCUGCAACAUCCUCCUCGAGAUGAUCCAGUAUCAGAACAUGGUGGACAUCUUCUAUGCUGUCAAAACUCUACGCAACUGCAAACCCAACAUGGUGGAGUCUCUGGACCAGUAUCGAUUUUGCUAUGACCUUGUCCUGGAGUACUUGGACUGCUUUGAGGGCAGAUAGCAACUAAAAGUUUACCACAACAGCAGGAUCCCGAGCGCUGGAGAUUCGAUUUAAGGCCACCCAGCAACCCUCAUCUCCUUUGAUGUUUGGACCUGUGGACUUGGCUUUGAAAGAACUGCAAAGGAAGGAGAGGACAGGGGAGAAGAAAAAAAAAGAAAAACAUGGUCAAGGUUCUAACUUUUCACCUUUAAUGUACAGCUGUGAUUUCCUCCUUGUUGGUGACGUUUAUCGCUUUUGAUAUUUUUUUGUGUUUUUCUUGUUCCCCUUUGCCUCUUGGACUGAAUCUUUGUGCUGAGGGUUUCUGUAGCAGCAAAAAAAAAAAAAAAAAAAACAAUAUUCUAAGCUACAAAACGGACCCUGAAGGGAGGGUCACCUCGGCUGCGUUUCAUCGUUUCAUUCAAACAGUGAGGAGGCUGGAUGUAGAAUUCCAGAGUUUCAGCAGCGUUCUCAAAACGUGGAAGCGUUUUUCUACCCUCUUAAGAGCUACAUACGACAGCAGUCCACUGUGGUUGUGGCAUGACUUAUCUACCAUACCAUAAACUGCCUUAUUCUCAGACGAUAGAACAAAUUUAUUCAAAAUCGCUGAAUAAAUCCAAAAGGUCGUCAUACUGGUGUACAAAACAAGCGACGGGAGAUUUUAAGAGACCUACAGCAUUAGGAUAGACCAGCCCGGUAUCCAACAGUAUUGAUGCAGAAACUGUACAGUAGUGCAAUGUGUUGUAUUUUGCCAUAAUGUUUGUGCUGGAUUACCAUGUGUGCUAUCGGUGGGCGUUUCCAGGGAUCACAGCAGCGGGCCUGGUGCCACCACGGGUGAUUCCUGUCUCAUUACUGUCACGGUGCCAAUCCCACUGACUGACUUGAAUCCUUUACUUUGUUCUACUGCUUCAUCUUGAUAUAUGCCUACAAACAUAAAAGUAUGUACUGCAUCAGCUAAUGUUCUUUGCUCCAAAGUGAUUGUUUGUAUUUUCUACCCAGCGGGAAAGAAAAAAGGAGCAAAGUGGGAGGGGGAAGCUGUUAGAAGCGUACUGAGAUGCCAUAGUGUUGGUGUGAAAAAUGAUGUUCCAUUAAUGCUGUGGUGAAGUGUCUAAACCAGUGCUGCGUCACAGAUUUCACUCUGUGACUCUUUUACUCCUUUGUUGUCUGAGGCAUUUUGGUUGUACUGUAAACUGUUGAAUCAAGUCGGUUUUGAGUUUUAGCGCUACCCUUUCAGGUAGGGGGGCUCAUUUUGACAAUUUUGACAUGAAGUUAGUUGUUGUUCCUAGUGGUGUAAAAUAAAUAAAUAUAUAUAAAUGAAAAAGGGGCAUUAAGAUUGUGAGGAGGGAAAAAUUGCUUUAGCUCACUGCUGGACAUACUGAUGUUUUCACAUUUCACUUUUUCUUUUUUUAAGCAAAAAUGGUAAAUUUGAAGGAAGAAAUAGGAAGAAACAGUAGGCCAGAGAUCCUGCUGUUUAGAAUCCACAGACUUUGACAAACAAAAUCCGCUAUUUUUCAGCCACUGGCCAAUGCCUGGAGAUCACUGGAACUCUUUAUGCCUGAAUCAAUAGAAGGAACUAUGUCAGGCUGGAAUGUGAGAUACACAUAAUGAUCUGAGUCACCUUUGAAACACCCCCAUCACACAGAAUGGAAGCAAUUUUCUUUGUAUUUUUUUCAACAGUUUGUUCCAGAACCACAAAAAAUAUCUCUUCUCCACUUCAUCGUUACCCUUAAAAAAUAUGUUAUGCUCCACCAUAUCUGCUGAAACUCCUUUAAAUGCAGUUUUUCAAGGAGGGUUUUAAAGGUAUCACUCCAGGACCUGCCCUAAUAAAUAAGGAGAGACACCUUGAAGCCCACACAAGCUGAGAAAUGGCAGCUAGAUGAACUCUGCUGCUGAUUUGCAGCUCACAGUCUGAUUCAGGUGGGAGCGCCAGAAUAUGAGGUAUCUAGCAGCGUACCGACAUUACCAGGCUCUCGCAGAUUCAGCUUGUGUUUGAUGAGGAUGUAGAAUGAGGUAGCUACAGCGUAGUCAGUGAUCUGACAAAGGUUAGCCGGAGGAAGUGCCUGGAAACACGAGGGUGGAAGGAAUGUGUACAUACAGAUGUAUAUUAUGUUAUGUGAAUACUAUGUGAAUAAUAUACUAUAUGUUUGCCCAGAGUAAAGUCGUACAGUAAGUAACACUACAUAACCGCAAAGCUGAAUGUGCUGUAAAUGACCAUUAUGUGAGUUUUUUGAAAGAACUUUUAACAACAGAGUGUGAACCGAGUCUCCUGGUAUGGAAGGCCAUUUCUGCCAAAGUGGUGGAAAAAAAAACAGAUCCUGCGACUCAUUAAAAUGAAAAACUUCUCAAAAUAAAGACUUUGUAUCUCAAAAAAAAUGAGAAACUUUCUCAAAAUAAUGACUUGCUAUCUAAAAAUAAUAACAUAGUAUUUAAAACAGGAAAACUUUUGCUAAAUUUUAACUAAGUAUCUUAAAAAAGAGAAACUUUUUACAAAAUAAUGACUUAGCAUUUCAAAAAUAAUGGCAUUUUCGAAACAUUCUCAAAGGUUGCAGAGGCCUGUGUUUUCUUACAUGUGCCAAAGCAACAGAAGCAAGUGGGUGCGAUGAAUCAAUACCACCACUGAUAACUACGAGAUAGGCUCAAAAAUCACAAAAUUUAAAUGAGUUUGGAGGAAUCACAUAAUAUCAAAUUAAGCUUCUGGACUCUUGGAAGGUUGCAAAAGCUUAAAGCUCAAACAUUAUCCAUCCAUGAACAACAGCUAUGGAUGCAUGGGAAUGACAAGAGCAUUAGCGGUUACAUAGCUGGCCUUAUAAGAGAAAUUAUAUUCGUAAAUUAUCUAGAUUACUGCAGUUAAUUCCAUAGAUGCUGCAAACAAAAGCAAUAAAUGUCUAAAACUAGGGUUAGAUGCUAAAAAUACCGUUGUUGUAGUGAUAUAGAGCAUUCUGCACAAUAGUGAGGAUGAAAAAGGUACAGAGUUUAUUACUUUGGUGAUAGAGGUGAUAGAGGUACGGACCCGUACCCGUAGCCUGUGGACUACGGAUACGGCACUUGCCAUUUGCCAAUCAGAUACGCGAGAUCUGCUCACGUGACUCCCGGUAGAUGCUAGCUGUACGGACCCGUAGCAUCGAUACGACAGGUACGGACCCUAAACCUGACCCUAACACUAACCCUAACCUUUGCUUACCUUUCAACAGUUUGCAGUGGUUAGCAGCUUCUUGACUCGCGAGACUCGCAUACGGGUCCGUAUCUGUCUGGCAAAUGGAAAGUGCCGUACCCGUAGCCUGUGGGCUACGGAUACGGACCCGUAUCCGUAGACACUACCUAUCACUUUAGGUCCAAGUAUUCACAAUCAAGGGACAAAACCUUGGUGUGCACCACGUGAAAUGAAAUGUGAUGAUUUUUGAGAUUCCAUAUUGGUUAAACAAUAUCUGAAGUGGUCUUAGGUGAUGAUAUCCAUUGGUGAUUACUCAUUAUUUGAGAUAGCAAGCUAUUAUUUUGAAAUACUAAGUCUUUCUGGGAUAGUUUCUCAUUUUCUACAUACGUCAUUAUUUUGAGAGAUUUUUAGUAUUAUUUUCAGAAGUACUUCAUUAUUUUUGAGAUCUCUCAUGACUUUGUAAUACAAAGUCAAUAGUCUGAGAAUAUUUGUCAUUAUUUCGAGUUUUUCAUUGAGAUGACUUACAGGAUCUUUUUUUUUAAUCAUUGUCAGAAAUGAGCUUCCAUACAUGAGUGUUCUUCAAAGCAGUCUGAGUUAAACAGGUCAUCAAAGCAUGUAUGAAUCCAUUGUACGCUUUGCAUUUCAUUUAAUUAAUUUCAAAAUAUCCUGAUCCACAUGAUUUAUUUCAUCCAGUGUAUUAUCCAGCAGCCACGACUGUGUGAGAGCAUUGUACUUUUACCAUUCCAAAGCUUUUUAUUAUGACUGCUACUGCCAACACAGGACCAUUGAUUUCACUUGUUUCUUUCUGUAUGAACCAACGGUACAUGACUACUGUGUUUUUGACCAUUGUAUUUGUGGGGACAAAGGUGUGUAUUUAAUGAGAGACGAAGAAAACAGAUGUAUAUCGCGGUCAGGAAGAGGUUUCUUCUGAAGGAUAACAACGAUUAACAAUAAAAGAACAAGGGGGAAAAA